CACAGCUCCCCUCCUGAGCUGCAGCAGGCGUGCGGCGGCAGCCCAGCGGAUUGGGAAAGCGGAGUCCUGAGCAGCGGAUUGGGAUCAGCGGCGUGCGGAGAGAGACACGGGGAGGUGCUGGACUAUGGGAGAGAAGGACCCCACUCUCAGCAUCCCGCUCAGAUCAAAUGCCUCAUUAUCUGUCAGUGCAAGUGAGACAAGGACGAGGAAGAUGGGCACCUGUGACAGACUGUGGUAAAAACUCUUGAGAAAACUCACUUGCCGUCCUUCCUACCCCUGCCGUUACUCACUCCGUAAUGUAAACUCAGCUUGGCUUUCCACACGUCAGCCAGCGAAACCAUGGACCUUGGCAGAACUCUUCGGACCCUCCCGAUCAGGAUCUAGCGCCUUUCAGCGCGACCCCCCGCGGGACCCUCGCGCUUAAACGCCCAGGGAGCGCUACCAUGAGGAUUACGGCCUCCUCCUGCCUCUGUCCGCUGCUCGUCUGCCUCUGUGUGGUCCGAGGAGGGCACGGGACAGGCCACCACAGCCCCAGCAAGGUGCCCAGGAACCAAACCAAGCUCCCGGAUGGGGAGAAGGAGGUGCACCACAGGCCCAAACGUGGCUGGAUUUGGAAUCAAUUCUUCGUUUUAGAGGAGCACUUUGGUCCGGACCCCCAGUACGUAGGAAAGCUCCACUCCAACUCAGACAAAGGUGAUGGAUCUGUCAGGUACCUGCUCUCUGGAGAAGGUGCCGGAACGAUAUUCAUCAUCGACGAGGUGACAGGAGACAUCCAAGCCACAAAGAGCCUGGACCGCGAGAAGAAGGCACACUACGUGUUGCACGCUCAGGCCAUCGAUCGACACAGCAACAAGGCGCUGGAACCCGAGUCGGAAUUCAUCAUUAAGGUUCAGGACGUCAACGACAAUGCCCCAAAGUUUCCCGACGGCCCAUUUGUCGCCACGGUGCCCGAAAUGUCGAAUAUUGGCACCUCGGUGUUCCAGAUCACGGCCACGGACGCGGACGACCCGACCUACGGGAACAGCGCCAGGGUGGUGUACAGCAUCCUGCAGGGGCAGCCCUACUUCUCCAUCGACCCAAAAACGGGUGUGAUCCGGACUGCCCUGGGAAAUAUGGAUCGCGAGGCUCGGGAGCAGUACUCAGUGGUCAUCCAAGCCAAAGACAUGGCCGGCCAGGUGGGCGGACUCUCCGGAUCGACAACGGUCAACGUCACCCUGACGGACGUCAACGACAACCCGCCCAAGUUUGCCCAGAAAAACUACCAGCUCUACGUGCCAGAAUCGGCACAAGUGGGCAAGGCGGUGGGCAAGAUCAAAGCAAAUGAUGAGGAUCUGGGUGUUAAUGCAGAGAUUGCAUAUAGCAUCACCAAUGCAGAGGGGGCGGCCAUUUUCUCCAUCACCUCAGAUAGGGACAAGCGGGAGGGGGUUAUCUCACUGAAGAAGCCCCUAAAUUUUGAGAAGAAAAAAGCCUACACCCUUCACAUUGAGGGAGUCAACACGCACCUGGACCCCCGAUUCUCCCACCUGGGCCCCUUCAAGGACCACACCACCCUGAAGAUCAUUGUGGGCGAUGUGGAUGAGGCCCCUGUCUUCUCCAUGGACUACUACAUAAUGGACGUGUAUGAAAACGCUGAGGUUGGGGCAGAGGUGGGGGCGGUGACGGCUCGGGAUCCAGACAGCACUAACAGCCCAGUCAGGUAUUUCAUUGAUCACAGCAUAAACGGAGAUUCCAAUUUCAACAUCAACGCUGCAACGGGAGUCAUCACGACCACCCGGACCCUAGACCGGGAGGAGACGGCCUGGUAUAACGUCACUGUCGUCACCUCGGAGGUUGACAAUCCAAGUCUCCUCAGUCAUGUCCCUGUCACAGUCCAGGUCUUAGAUGUCAAUGAUAACCCGCCAGAGGUCGCUAUAGACGACGAGGUCAUCGUGUGUGAGAGUUCUAGGCCGAAUCAGGUGAUUCAGACUAUAAGAGCAGCGGAUAAAGACGACUUCGCCAAUGGCCGUUUCUCCUUCACUUUGCCAAGUGACCUGCCCGUCAAUCCAAACUUCACCCUCAAGGACAAUGAAGAUAACAGUGCCAGCAUCGUGGCUCGGAAGCGGCGUUUCAGUAGCGCAUCCCAGGAGCUGUACCGGCUGGCCGUGGUGGUGUCGGACGGCGGAGAACCGGAGCUCAGCAGCACCAGCACGCUAACGCUGCGCGUGUGCGCCUGCGGACAGGGGAAACACGCCCGCACCUGCCAGGCCCAGGCCUUCCUGUCCGCCGCGGGCCUGAGCACGGGUGCCCUCAUCGCCAUCCUGCUCUGCAUCGUCAUCCUGCUGGCCAUCGUGGUGCUGUUCAUCAACCUGCGGAGCAAGAAGGCCAAGAAGGAGCCUCUGGUCAUGUCCGAGGAGGACGUCCGGGAGAACGUGGUCACCUAUGACGACGAGGGCGGCGGGGAGGAAGACACGGAGGCCUUCGACAUCGUGGCCCUGCGCAACCCCGCCGGCGCCGAGGAGAACAAGCACCGCAGGGACGUGAGGCCGGAUGGGCGGCGGGCGGCAGCCGGCGGUUGCCACGGCAGCUGGAGCCCCUCUCACGUGCUGGACGACGCGGACGUGCAGGCCAUCAUCAGGAGGAGGCUGGUGGACGCAGACCUGGACACUAGCGUGCCGCCGUACGAUUCGCUCCAGACCUACGCCUACGAGGGCCGCGGUUCCGCCACGGGCUCCGUCAGCUCCCUGGACUCCGCAGACGGGCUCUCGGAACCGGAUUACAAUGACGUGGACGACUGGGGGCCAGAGUUCCACAAACUGGCAGAACUCAUCGGAGAGGUUGAGCUGGAAGCAAGGGCCUAGCUUUUGGCUCAUUAAAAAAACACAGACAAAAUAAGAAACAACAACUCUCCCUUCCUCUUCUACCCAGUUUACUAAUAAAAUUUAAAAAAAGGAAAACGAUUUUGGACCAUUCCGCUUGUUCACUUUUACUGUCGAAGGAAUUACUCUUUCUACCAGGUUCUACAAGCGGAAAAUGGUUAUUUGAUUUUGGAAAAAAGGAAAAAAGAAAACCUAAAAUGCAUAAAAAAAUUACAUAUUUUCCCUGGUGUAUAUUUUUUAUUGCUUAAUAAAGUCUGUAAUUCCAAAUAAGAGUAGCACUGGAUGUGAAUUUUAACUGACACUAACUGACAUUUUUGAAACUGGAACAAAGUUAGAGAACUGAGCAAAACUAAAGUAUUUAUUUAAAAUGUCUUAAAAGUUUUAAUAUAUUUUGGUCUGCAUCUUUUACUGUGAUGAAAUA
Messenger RNA from Conger conger (European conger), 3276 nucleotides. RefSeq names its product cadherin-18-like. Bases 444 to 2837 code for a protein of 797 amino acids. Gene Ontology annotation, cellular component: plasma membrane; adherens junction; catenin complex. The transcript is spliced from 12 exons. Gene Ontology annotation, biological process: calcium-dependent cell-cell adhesion; multicellular organism development; cell morphogenesis. Gene Ontology annotation, molecular function: calcium ion binding; cadherin binding. The record is from RefSeq and is a predicted model, not a curated record. NCBI's taxonomy places the organism in Eukaryota, Metazoa, Chordata, Actinopteri, Anguilliformes, Congridae.